CACUAUUCACUUGCCUUUCACGAUUUCUCCCAAUUUCGACUUCCCCUUCUGCGAUCUGUUUCCCGAGGCCACUGGCCGAGAUGAUUCCUUACUCGAGUUGACUCGUGGGCUCGCUCAUCAACUCGAUCCCUUUCAUUUUCUUGCUCUGACGGCCCCUCUUUUCCCUCUCACGAUCAAUCUCCGGACAAUCGGGCUCCCUUUCAGCGAGAUCUGAAGGUAUGAUUCACAUACUCCACUUUUCCUGUCGCCCUACUUCUACUUCUCCCUCAAUUUGGCUAGCACUCUACCUUCCUUCCUUUUAAAUUUUCUAUGGGCAAAAGAUUUGGACCCAAUUCUACCGGUGGCGUGCAAAAUUCUACAGGCGUUUGAUAUGGGCAGUGUAAGCCCUCGCUAUUUACUUGUUAUUUCCAUAUUGUUGUUAGAUUACAGUGCUAAUUUAUGUUGUCAUCCGAUUGAAGAAGGAACUAGGAAGAAGUACUCACUCUAUCGGAUCCCAGCAGGUUACUUUUAUAAAUUAUACUUGCAUUUGGUUUGCUAACCAACUAGCUUUGGAGUUACUCUUUAUGUGCUCUAUUGCUCUAUUUGCUUGGUCUUGAUACCCUGGAAAAUUGGAAUUGCAAAUGGCUCAUUUAUGGGGUAACCGUAGAUGAAAUUUUAGUAUUUUAUUUUGAUUUGGAGCAGAGGUUCAAGGGAUCAGAAGGACUAAGAAGCUGAAAAACCUCCUUUGGGCCUUUGUUAAUUCUUGAUGAAUUUUGAAUUUGGGUAUUGUGUUCUGCAGAGUUUUCUGUUUGCCUUACUUAUUUUCCUACCAUGCUUUAAUCAUUCCUCUUACAUUACACGUACCAAGUGAAGUGUCCUUGAGACCAUGAUGAUGAUGAUGAUGAUGAUGAUGAUGAUGAUGAUGAUGAUGAUGAUAAUAAUAAUAAUAAUAAUUGACCCAUUGAAAAGUAGAUGGCUAAAUGAAGGAAGAGCCAUUGGAAGAUGAGAUUUUGAGCUGGUUUCUUUUGUCCUCUUUUCUACUAAAUAUAAUAUCCAUUACGUUGCUAUUUCUAAGGACAACCAUUUCUUGCUUUGUAGGUAAAUCAUGAACUAGAACUAUUUCAUGGAAAUUGGUAAGGAAAGGACUGAAGAGAGAAGGGAUGAUGGAUGGUAAACCCGAUAAAGAACAGAUUGGGAGCUACUCAAUUGAGGGGCAUGAGAAUUAAUAGGAAGAUGAGGGAACAAGACCCACUUUGAUAGGAAGAGAGAGGGUUGCUCUAGGGGUUGGAGAUGAGUUCCAAUGGGAAGACCCACUUUGACAGUAGACUCUGCCUGAUAGGGGUGUCCUCAUUAUUUUUAAAUUGAGAUUCGAGCAAUGUAUGUUUUAUCUUCUGGUAAACCAUAGAGGAAAGUUAGGGUUUCGCUGAAUAGGGAUAACAUUGACUGUCGAGCAUAUGAUGAAGUGAAAUUUGACUAUUAGUUGAUUUUCGAGUUUAAUAAACGAAAGCACAUAAAAAGGGAGAACGAGGUUGAAUGAAAGAAUUGUCAAAAAAAAAAAAAAAAAGAGGUUGAAUGAAAGAAAUAAGAAUUAUGGGCUAAAGUAACAUUGUCUAUGUUUAGCUUUUUAUAAGUGUUUUUCUACUUCAAAAGUUGAAGCAAGAAUAAUCACCUCUAAAAAUACAAAGCUUUUGUCAAAAUUUGUUUUGAAAAUACAAGAUUAUUUUUAUCAUAUUUUAAUUUUAUUUUAAAAAAUUAUAAUUUUCUUUCAUUUAUAGCAUUUUAAUAAUAAAAUUAAUGAAAAAAUAAGUGCCUUUUAUAUUUUAGAUUUUCAUUCAUAUUUUAAAUGAGAAAUCAUUUUUAGUCAUUUCACAUGAUCGCAUAUAUUAGGGUGUGCCUAUGGUGACAUGUAUGUCACCGUGACAUGGACAUUUCAGUCGACCUGAUCGUAACAGCGAUCGACCGAAUUGACUAAUUUGGGCACCCCGGGGGCUCAUCGCGAUCGACCUCAAAGAUCAUAUGGUCGAUCGUUUGUAGUUUAAGUUGUUAGUUUUGGUCGACCACAAUAAAACCUCGGUCGCCCUUUUCGUUGGCGUCAGAAGCAACAUGGUCGACCGUAAAGGUAUAUAGGUCGACCACUUGAUGGCGGUCAUAAACAAAAUGGUCUACUAUUUACAGCAAGAGGUCAACCAGAUUGAAGAGAAGUGUUGUAUCCAUUUAUCCAUCAUAUUUGACAUAAAAUUAAGAUCGUGUUGGUUUCGUGGUCGAUCCAAUCCGGUACUAGGUCGAUCGAAUAUGGGUAUUUCAAUGCUCGUAUAAAUUAUGUUUCAAACCAACAUAACAACUAAACAAUGAUAACAAGGACUCAUAACUUCAUAACAUAACAACUAAACUAACUAACAAUAAAUACAAUAAAAAACAAAUCAGAAUGGUUCAAAUAUAACUAAAAUCUAAAACCAUGGAAUAACUAUCAACAAUCGUUUUUAACACUUAACAAUAAAAACACAUAAUCUAAAAUCAUCGAGUUCCUCUUGUCCCCUCUCUCUCUCAUCCACAUUUUCUUCAUUGUUGUUGCUAGCAUUAUGGUAGUCGGAUGUGAUGGGAUGCAUGUAUCUUCCACUGAAAGAUCGAAACUCAUCUCGCAUCUCAUUCACGUUCACCUGCAGUGUGCUCAUCUGGGUGGUCAUUUGCCCCAUGUAUUCGUACAUGCCAUUUAUGUGCUCCCACACAAGCUCUAAGGUGACCGGUGGAGUUUAACUCUAUGAUUGCGACAUUUGCUCGUCUCCGGCUCCUUCAUCAGAAUCACCAUCAUCAUCCUCGUCAUCAUCACUACCAUGGACACCAUGAGCAUUGUUUAUUUGUACAUACUAUUACGCAGCUCAAAGCCCAUCUUUUUCAGAGAUGAAACUGUAUAUAACUCCUGCCUUGAGAUUCUUAAGCCAACGUCACCACUUAAAUCCACAUUAAAAUGCUCAAAUAGCAAAGUCAGGAUCAUCCUUUUAGUAGAAUGUUGUAGGAAAGAAUGUGGUGAAGAACUUUGGCUUGAACUGUCAGGUGGUUACUCGUUAGCCUAAUGCGAUUAUGAGCACCUUCCUCUUCAUCAAGACCACAUACCGUCUGGAUUUGCUUGGUUCUCGAGAAAUGAGUUUCAUUCCAAGCAGUGUAAUAAUUGAUUUUCUUCCCCUCGAUUGGAGUCUCUAGUACUUGUGCCAACACAUUCUUGCUGAUACGCAUUUCCACCCCAUUCACAAAGCUUUUAAAUGCAUGAAUGGAUCCAUUUGCAUUAUGCUGAUAAGUGAUGUUGUUGUAGAAGUACUGUACCAUUUUUGGGUAGUAUGGUGCAUUUAGAGAUAUCACUUUCAGCCACUCAUGUUCGACAAAGAGUUCUAGAAACCCUUAAUUAUCGAAAUGAGAAAACACAUCUGUCGUCAAUGGCAUUCCAGGAGCCACCUUGCGGUUGUGCAUUCUCCUCGCUUCAAAUUUGUCACUUGGCUCAUUGGUCUGGAACAGAGUGGGGCUGAACUCUUCCCAUUCCGAACUUUAGGCAGCCACUUUGUUUGACUUUGUUUUCUUUUUGCCGCCAAACAUCCUGAGAUCAAACAAGCGAGAAUAAACGUUAGGCACAUUUUUUAAACGAACAAGACUUGGUCGACCUCUCUAUGAACAGGUCGACCUAUACACUACAUGCAUAGAUAAAACAGAACAACAAUAGGUCGACCUCUUAACAUCAUCAGUCGACCUCUGCUUGCACAUGCAAAAUCAAUAACCCCAACAUUUACGUAAAUCUACGAUACAAAAACAUUAAUAGGUCGACCUAAAAAACAUCAUAGGUCCACCUAAUACACACCAUAGGUCGAACUCAGCAAAUCAAACACAAAUAUGGGUCGAAGAAGGCCAAAAUUGGAGUGCAAAACAUCAUAGGUCGAUCUCAAAAUCAGAAACUAUUGACCUCUGUUAAUUAUAAAACGAGAAUGGGUCGACCCAAACCCGUAACAACUGUAGUAAACAACAUCAUAGGUCAACCUCAAAAGCAUCAUAGGUUAACCUCAGUUAAUCACGCACAAAUAUGGGUUGAAGAAGAAGGCCAAAACUCGUACAAAACGUCAUAGGUCGACCUCAGAAACAUCAAAGGUCGACCACGGUGAAUAAAAAACGAGGAUGAAUGGGACCAAACACGUAAAAUUUGGAGUGCAAAACGUCAUAGGUCGACUUUAAAAUCAUCAUAGUCGACCUCAGUUAAUUAUGGACAACUAUGGGUCGAAGAAAAAUGCCGAAACUUGGCAAAAACGUCAUAGGUCGACCUCAUAUAAACAUCAUAGAUCGACCUCGGUGAAUAAAAAACGAGAAUGAAUGGGACGAAACGCGUAAAAUUUAGAUUGCAAAACAUCAUAGGUCAACUCAGUUAGUCAAGCACAAAUGAUAGACCGAUAAUUACACAUAUUUUCACCCCUAUUCUUGAGCCGUUUGAGAGGUUGACUCUCGGGUUUUAAGCCGAUUUCACGCGAGGGUGUGUGUUUAUGUCGUAUUUCAGGACCCGGCAUUGGAAUCGAGGCGAAGGAACGAGAUUUGGAUCGAAAGGAGCAAGUGAGGCAUGAAGUGUGCUGGAGGAAGAAAAUACCCGGCCAUGACCAAAAAUACCCGGCCGGGUAUUAUUCUGAGGAGGCCGGGUAUUUAUUGUUUUGGCACCCGUGAGAAACAGGAGGGGUCCCGGGCUGGAGGCAAAAAUCCCCGACCGGGGAUUCUUGGGACAGACCGGGUAUUUUUCCUUUCCUCAAAACGUGCAUUUCAACUAUACCCGGUCGAGACCCAAAAUACCCGACCGGGUAUUUCGACCGGGUAUCGCGACAGGCAGAUGUUUUAAAGGAAAAGAAGUCCAAAGAUCAGGGGGAUUCGAGUUUUGAGAGAGAUAGAGCGAUUCCGAAAGAGAGAAAGCGACGAACAAGAGUCUCCAAGUGCCCUAGCUUGAUCUUCAUCACCAUUGGAGCUUGGCUUGAGCUUGGAGGAGUGCCAAUCAACGUCCAGGAGCAGGAAUCCAUCCUUCACAGUAUGAAUUCCGCAUCUGAUUCUGCUUUUGCUUCUUUCUCCAUGGAGUAGUUCUCCCAUUCAUCUGGGUAUGGAGAACCCUAGAUUUGUAUGUUAGGUUUGAUUGUAUGAACCCAAGUACUGAUUCUAUGAUUUGAUUAUAUUCGAUUGAGGUUUGAAUGAUUGAAUGGCAUGAAUCCUGAUCAAAUUCCUGUUGUUUCUGCUUUAACCUAGAAUGAGAAUAUCUGCCUAGGUUGAUAGAGCAUCCUUGAUUGAAGGUAGGGAGUUAGUGACUUUAGUCGAGGAGCCAACUCACUAUUCUGUACCGAAUUUACUUCGGUAGUGGAGGUUUUGUUCGUUAGGGCCUCAAUCUGUUUACUCCGGUGGAGGUUAGUCGCCCGCUAGAGACUCAGAUUGAGAGGGUCUGGAGACCUUUAGUCGAGACUUCAGACUGCUUAAGAACCUUCCGCAGUAUAACUAUCAUAGAAACUAAACUUGGUAAUUACAAUCCGGCUUAACUGCAGUCUAGGGGGAACCAUAUCCGGGUGACCUCUCUUAACCUGAAUACAACAGUUUACUUGCUUUGCUUGUUUGUUAGUUUAGACUUGCAUUAAAGUUUCAUUGCUAGAUAACAAGAAUUCACCAAGUAGUCAUCAAAUCUAGGACCCGGGUUGACAUUUAAACCCAAACCCGCUAUACUACACUUUAGGAAGUGGUUUCACUUGGCCAAUUCCUGGAGUGACAGUAGAAGUGAGUCAACAAACUUGGUCGAAAAAGAAGGCCAAGACGCGUAACAUUUGGUGUAAAAAAGUCAUAGGUCGACCUCAAAAUCAUCAUAGGUUGAGCUUAGUUAAUUACGCACGAAUAUAGGUCGAAGUAUAAGACCAAAACUCUGCAAAAAUGCCAUAGGUCGACCUCAUAAACAUCAUAGGUCGACCUCGGUGAAUAAAUAACGAGAAUGAAUUAAACCAAACGCGUAAAAUAUGAAGUGCAAAACAUCAUAGGUCGACCUCAGUUAGUCAAGAACAAACUUGGUCGAAGAAGAAGGCCAAGACGCGUAACAUUUUGUGUGCAAAACGUCAUAGGUCGACCUCAAAAUCAUCAUAGGUCGACCUCAAAAUCAUCAUAGGUCGACCUCAGUUAAUUACACACAAAUAUGGUCGAAGUAUAAGGGCUAAACUCGGCAAAAACGUCAUAGGUCGACUUCAUAAACAUUAUAGGUCGACCUCGGUGAAUAAAAAACGAGAUUGAAUGGGACCAAACGCGUAAAAUUUGGAGUGCAAAAUAUCACAGGUCGACCUCGGUUCAUAAAAAACGAGAAUGGAUCAAAGCAUACGCUUAACAUUUGGAAUGCAAAAGUAAAUCGGUCGACCUUAGUAACAUCAUAGGUCGACCUUAGAUCCGGUCGACCAUAAAGAAAAUUAGGCCGACCGAUUCUGACGAACAUAACAGAAAAACCUUAUUUUUCCAACUUUAGAUUUUUUUAAAAACAAUCUAAUCUACCAAUGAAGAACACAAAACUCGAAACAAAUGAAAGAAAUAUUGAAAUACCCACCUUGUUCUUCUUUUUAGUAGAUGAGGAUGAAAUACAAUGGAGGUUUUGAUUCUUCUCCUAUGGGAUUUUUGAAAUUGGAGAAGAAGAAGAAGAAGGGAAAGGUGCGGAAGAAUAGGAGAUGUGGUGGGAUAGGGUUCUGUUUGUGGUAUAAAAUGAGUGGAUGAGGUUUCUUAAAUAGGGAAUGGAAGGAUAGGGUUUGGGUUGAUGUUGUCAUACAAACCGGUUUGGUCAGCCACCAAUCAACUAACUCAUAAAUUAUUAAGAUAAUUCGAAAAAAAUAAUGCAAUCACAGUUACAAAAAAAUAAACUCCUAAAAAUAAUAGAAGAAAUUUAAGAUAUUUUUUUGGGACUUUUUUCGAGCAUUUAGAGCGAAAAUGACCAAAUUUUCCACAUUUCGAACACUUUCUUAUGCUUUUGCCCGAUGCACUUUGUGCUGAUUUGAAUGUCCCCUUGGUCUUCCCAAUUUUUGGUUUUUUCACACUUCGAAGGGGAGCUAGAGGGUUUGUAUGGGCAGGGGGUGUUCGUUCUCUCCAUCGAGAACUCAAUUGCCCAUUGAGUAAGGUCAUCCAACGACUUAGAGACAUGAUUAAAAGCAAUUUCACUACCACACGCGAUGUCAUAUAACACUUACACUUUAGAGACAAUCCUCUGUGUCGUAUCAGUCGACCAACUUUCUCUCCCACAUCACCUCCAACUCCUGGAUGACGAUAUAGUGUCUUCGCAUUUUGGGUUCAUCGAAGCUUGAACCACGUGGAGGGUAGUGCGGUGUAUCCCAUAUUUUUUAUUACUGUAAGCAUAUGUCUGCAAGGAAAACCCUUAGAUUCAAAUAAUGCACACUCACAUUUUAGAUUUUGAUUGGUCGUAGUAAAUGUUAACCUCUUUAUUCGAUCCGGGUUCAUGCAGUUCUUCAGAAUGGAUGUCUCUGUCCCAUCUGAUUCAGUUCUUUUCUCCGCUAAUACAUAAGAAGUUUCACUCUCUAGUUCAGACUUGAAGAUAGCAAAUGUACGAUGUGUGUAAAUACUUUCAGGUUACAUUUCCCAUGUGUUUGAACCUAGAAAGUACUAGGCGGUUAUGGGGUCCGAUCUGGACUUCCUCGUCCGAUCUCCUCGGGAGUGGAAGAAUCUAUGAGGCGGGGGGCGGCCCCUGGGAUCUACGAUCCGACACCCAAGUUAGUACGAUAUAGGAAACGGUUUAUGGUAUGUAGAGGGAGAGAGAGAGAGAGUUUAGAGAGAGACCUUAUGGUAGAAGUGAAGAGGGGAAAGAGAGGAUCCUUUGACUUGGAGGCUUUGGCCUCCUUAUAUAGAGCUUGGGCCUCCUUAAGUGGGCUUGGGCCCGGGAUGCCUUCCGGUGGGCUUGGGCACGUUUAUAGUCGUGUAAGCAUAUUAAUCCAUAUCUCCACAAUUGCCCCUUUAUUUCUUGUAUUCUGUAAGAAUGGAAGGAGUAACUUAAUGCGUUAAUCGUGUAUUAAUUUUCCUUACUUACGAAUCCGAAUGAUGCGGUUUGCUUCUUGUGCGAGUUGCGUGAUCAUUUCCUUUGCCCCUUGCUUGGAUUUCGAUGCCUUGAAUCAAAGCUCUCAAGUCGUUAAGAGUUCCUUCGCUAGUCCAUUGUUGUUAGCGCUAGUAGACCAUAAUUGCGACCUAGGUAGGGUGGCCCCCACGGCUUGAGAAUUUUAACUCAAGAUGCUCUUGUUUCGUGUCUCACCAAUGUCGCGUCCAUGUUGUCAGGAAGUCAUGUGUCUUGUUAAUGUCUUACUUGUGUGAGGCAAGACCAAUUAUUAGUCUUUCAGCUUUCUGGAAAGCUUAGUGCUUCUUCGGCUUUCUGGGGUGCGCUUCUCCUUCGCUUCCGGAGGAGCGCAUCACUACUUCGCUUCCUAGGAAGUGCAUUGCUCCUUCGCUUUCUGGGAAGUGCUUUGCUCAUUAGGCUUCCUAGGAAGCGCAUCGCUCCUUCGCUUCUUGGGACGCGCAUCGCUCCUUCGGCUUCCUCGGAAGCGCAUUGCUCUUUUGCUUCUUGAGAAGCGCAUCGCUCCUUCGCUUCCUGGGAAGCGCCUCGCUCCUUCGGCUUCCUAGGAAGCGCAUUGCUCCUUCGACUUCCUUGGAAGCGAAUUAGUCCUUGGCUUUCUGGGAAGCGCUUUAGUCCUUGAUUUCCUGGAAAGCGCAUUAGUCAUUGGCUUUCUGGGAAGCGCUUAAGUCUUCGACUUCCUAGGAACCGCAUCGCUCCUCGGCUUCCUAGGAAGCGCAUUGCUCCUUCACUUCUUGGGAAGCACAUUAGUCCUCUGCUUUCGGGGAAGCACAUUUCUUCUUCGCUCCUUGGGAAGCGCAUUGCUCCCUCUGCUUCCUGGGAAGCGCAUCGCUCCUCGUCUUCCUGGGAAACGCAUCGCUCCUCGGAUUCCUGGUAAGCGCAUUGCUCCUUCACUUCUUGGGAAGCGCUCCCUAGAGGCAGCAACGUUUGGAGUCAGGAAAGCAUUUGAUAUAGGGAACAUUGCUCGGAGGCGGGAAGCAUUCGUUUGGGGGAGCCUCGCCUAGAAGCGGUUUUCGAGCCUUGAUCGGAGGCGGAAGGCAUGAAUCAAUCACCGAAGGGUGCAUCCCUAGGAGGCGGUUUUUAGCCUAGCCCGGAGGCGGAAUGCAUGAAUUAAUACCCCAAGGGUGCAUCGCUCGGCGGAGGUGAGAAGCUUUCCCCAGAGGAAUCAUCGCUCGGAUGCGGGAAGCAUUCCCCAGAGGAAUCAUCGCUCGGAAGCGGGAAGCAUUCUUUAUGAGAGAGCGUAGCUCGGAGGCGGGAAUCUUCGAGCCUAGCCCGGAGGUCGGAGGCGUGAGUCUUCAAGUAUUCGGGAAAGAUACAAUUGGCUAGUGCCCAAUAUAUUUAAAGUAUAAAUAUACUCUAUCAUGUUGCGGAAAGCGCAUUGAAUAAGAUAUAUCUCUAUGAAGUUGACUUAGCUUGAGAGAAGUUGGCAAGCGGUUAAAUAUUGGUUGUUGCGUCCUUGAUUAACAAAGCGGUUUUGUAGUAUACUGGUUGAAGUGCUUGCAUAUGAAAGUGUGGUCCUUGGUAUCUACGCUUGAUAGAGGCGUUUUAGUCAUUCAUUUUUUAAUAAGUCUUGAUGGCUAAGUGCUUGGGCCGAGCGGUUGAUGUGUGGGCCGUGCUUGAAGCUUGGGCCGAGCGGUUGAGCCGCAAGACGCAGCAUAACAGUCAAAUUCUGAGCGUUGCAAUAUUGGUGAAUGAAGUGCUUUGUAGCAUACUGGUUAAGCGCUUGCUACUAAGUUUCAGGACGCGUGUUCGAAUCUCCUUGCAGGCGUUUUUAGUCGCUUGACGUCGCCAAGGCCUGAGGAUCGCGAAGUGGGCCGGAAGUGGUUUGAACCUUGCAUGCGGGCUUUGGACGCGAGGCCGUCCACUGUAGGCGCCUGGGUGAUUGGUGGGCCGUUGAAGGAGGGCUUUGGAUGCGUGGCGGUCCACUGUAGGCGGCCGGGUGAUUGGUGGGUCGUUGGAGGCGGGCCGCUUCCUUCAAGUAAUGGCCUGGUUGGGCUUCGAAUGCUUGGCAGGCUCAACUUCAAGACGAGCUUGAGCGUGGUGGGAGAAACAGGAAAGUGCGGUUGCAGGUUCCUUGGCGGGCUGGAAGUGCAAGGCAGGCUGAAUAUUGAGUGGGCUCUGAUUACUUGCAGGCCGUGAAAUCUUCGGGAGAUACAGAGUAGCGCAGUUCUAACUUGGCGUUUGAUUGAAGGCGGUGCGGGCCAGUCUUAACU
Messenger RNA from Linum trigynum, 10284 nucleotides. The record is from the annotation of a GenBank genome assembly. Lineage: Eukaryota; Viridiplantae; Streptophyta; Magnoliopsida; Malpighiales; Linaceae.